UGAAACUCGCGACAGACAGGUCGUCCUCUGCUCCGUGGACCCUAUUCCUGCGAUUAUCUGGUUGCUCACAUGGACGGUGAUCCGUGAUCCCCGGUGACCAAGGGUGUUGAAUCCUCAUGCAGGCAGAGGCAGAAACACUGCCCGAGGCUGAUGCCUGAUGGUGCGAUCCCGUUCCCUGUCGCCAUCGAGUUCGUUUUUUCGUUGCUUGACAGCCUUAAAGCGGCGCACGAAUGCCACGAGCCACUGAGGCGGCUUCCCAGUUCACUCCAGGCCCAGGGCGCCCGGUCGCCAUGAACUCCCGCUCCUCCUCCGGCGGCGUGCGGUCCGAGAGCUCGCUGUCGUUGGGGGAGCGCCUCUGCGCGGUCUUCUUCCCCGUCAUCGCCAUCGCCGAGGCCGUUUUCUUCGCCUUCACCGACUGCCUCGCGGACCUCUGCACCGACUCCGGCUCCUCGCACUCGCGCCGCUUCGGCGCGGGCGCGUCCUCCUCCGCCGCCAGGAACAGUCGGAGCAACCAUUGCCAGCCCCACCACAGACCUUUCCUACGCCGCGCCACUGCGGGUGGAUGGACCUCCCCCAACCUCCGCCAGCUCGCACGCCUCGCCGACGAGUCCCGAUGCUUCUCGGUGAACGAGGUGGAGGCGCUCUUUGAGCUCUACAAGAAGAUCAGCUGCUCCAUCAUCGACGACGGCCUCAUCCACAAGGAAGAACUUCAGCUGGCACUGUUCAAAACUCCAAGCGGCGAGAAUCUUUUUCUUGAUAGAGUUUUUUAUUUGUUUGAUGAGAAGAAAAAUGGUGUGAUCGAGUUUGAUGAGUUUAUUCAUUCCCUAAGUGUCUUCCACCCCUUGGCACCAAUUGAAGACAAGAUCGAUUUUGCAUUUAGGUUGUAUGACUUGAGACAAACUGGGUUUAUUGAGCGUGAAGAGGUUAAGCAAAUGGUAAUUGCUAUAUUGAUGGAAUCUGAUUUAAAAUUAUCAGAUGACUUACUCGAGGCCAUCAUAGAUAAGACAUUUGAAGAUGCUGAUGCGGAUAAGGAUGGAAAAAUAAAUAAAGAGGAGUGGAAGGAAUUUGCGUUACGCCACCCUAACCUGUUAAAGAAUAUGACACUGCCUUAUCUGAGGGACAUCACAACCGUCUUCCCUAGUUUCGUCUUCAACACGGCGGUGGAAGAUUAGUCGUUCGAAUUGAAGGCAAUAAAGCAGUAUUGGGGAUUGCUUGAGGUGCACAAGGUUCCUGAAACCUGACGGCUGUUGGUCGCCUUCAACCACUGAGAAUCCGAUGUGUUCUGAGCAUCAAGGCAGCCACCCGACCAUCACUCCUGCUAUAAAUUAUAAUAUAAAUUAUAAGGCUCAUCCGGGGUGGCAGAUCGGCAGCGGGAACUUAGGGGGUGUUUGGGAACAAAGUUUUUCUACAGUUUUGAAAGAAUACUGCAGUAUUCUCAAAUACUGCAGUAUUAUAUACAGAAUGGUGUUUGGCAAGCUAGCUAAAAUCUCAGUUUUUAAAACUGAAGUAUUGCAAAUACUAUAGUAGUUUUAAGCUAUUCUAAACUUAAGUCUGGACCUCAGUUUUUAAAACUGCGGUAUUGUAAACUGCGGUAUUGUCAUGACUAAAGUAUACUGUAGUAUUUCAAAAACUUUGUUCCCAAACAGGGCCUUACCUGAUAUAAUUUCUUGCUGCCGUUUUUUGCGCAGCAAUGGAUUGAGAGUUGGUAGCUGUAGAUACAUCUAGCUUCCAUUCUGUACGUAGGGAUCCAGGAACUGUAAAUACGUUCUAUGGAAUUGUAUCGGAAAGUUCCUAGUACGCCAGCCAGAUCUAGAAUAAGCCAGAGCUUGUUUCUUGCA
Messenger RNA from Zea mays, 1838 nucleotides. RefSeq lists its product as uncharacterized. Gene Ontology annotation, molecular function: kinase binding; calcium ion binding. NCBI's taxonomy places the organism in Eukaryota, Viridiplantae, Streptophyta, Magnoliopsida, Poales, Poaceae. The record is from RefSeq and is a predicted model, not a curated record. Bases 231 to 1172 code for a protein of 313 amino acids. The transcript has 9 exons. Gene Ontology annotation, biological process: calcium-mediated signaling.